Messenger RNA from Centropristis striata (black sea bass), 1665 nucleotides. It is a transcript of the gene wdr83, whose product is annotated as WD repeat domain containing 83. NCBI's taxonomy places the organism in Eukaryota, Metazoa, Chordata, Actinopteri, Perciformes, Serranidae. The transcript has 10 exons. The record is from RefSeq and is a predicted model, not a curated record. Gene Ontology annotation, molecular function: protein binding. Gene Ontology annotation, biological process: mRNA splicing, via spliceosome. Gene Ontology annotation, cellular component: catalytic step 2 spliceosome. The coding region runs from base 235 to 1188 and encodes 317 amino acids.
UCUUAUUUUGACAUGGGCUUUUUAUCCCAGUGUGCAUUGCGCAUACUAGCGAACAUGUUGUGUAAAAUGAAUGGAAGAAGCUGUUGAAAGCUGUAAACUGGACAUAAACUUGUAAUUAUUAUGAUAUUUGCUGCUCCUGGAAUUUCAACAUGGCUUUCGCAUGAAAUUUAACUCUGAUAGAGCGGUUCCAGGAAGCUAAGCGAUCAGGUAACACGGGAAAACUGCUGUAAUAUCAUGUCGUUCCCUCAGCCCAAACCUCAGGCUCCUCAGCUCCCUCAGCAUCUGCUCAAGACCAUAGACUGCCAGCAGGGAGCUGUCAGGGCUGUCCGCUUCAACGCUGAUGGGAACUACCUGCUGUCCUGUGGCAGCGACAAAUCUCUAAAGCUGUGGAGUGUGAGCCGAGGGACCCUGCUGAAGACAUACAGCGGCCAUGGAUACGAGGUCCUGGAUGCAGAUGGAUCCUAUGACAACAGCCAGCUUUGCUCCUGCAGCUCUGAUAAGACUGUGAUCCUGUGGGACGUCGCCACAGGCCAGGUCACACGCAAACUCAGAGGUCACGCUGGGAAAGUCAACUGCAUCCAGUUCAAUGAGGAGGCAACUGUCAUCUUGUCUGGGUCCAUAGAUGGGACGGUUCGGUGCUGGGACACCAGGUCCAGAAGAUUUGAGCCCAUCCAGGUACUAGACGAGGCUCGGGACGGCGUCAGCAGCCUGAAGGUGGUGCAACAUGAGCUGCUUACUGGAUCGGUGGACGGCAGAGUGAGACGCUACGACCUGAGGAUGGGACAGCUGCAUGUUGACUUCAUCGACAGUCCCAUCACAUGUGUGUGUUUCAGUCAGGACGGUCAGUGCACUCUGAGCUCCAGUUUGGAUUCAACAGUCAGACUCCUGGACAAGAGCACGGGGGAAAUGCUGGGAGAGUAUAAAGGACACAAGAUGAAGGGCUAUAAACUGGACUGCUGCCUGUCCAGUAAAGACACUCACGUCCUGAGCUGCUCAGAGGACGGACAUGUGUACUGCUGGGACCUGGUAGAAGGAUCUUUGUCUCUGAAGCUGCCGGUGGGGAAAGCUGUUGUCCAGUCAUUGUCCUUCCACCCCACAGAGACCUGCCUCCUCACAGCCAUGGAGGGGCGCGUCCAGGUGUGGGGAGCAGAGCCGGAGGAGACGGAGGAGGAUGCCAUGGCCACAUAGAGCUGGUGAAAGUAGAAGUCAGAAGCUACAUCUGCAUGCUGAGAAGAUUCAUUUUUAGUUCGUUAUUCCAGGUAAAGCCUGUAGACAUCUUGUUAUGCUGGCAAGACAAUUUCAGUUUUUGUGUCCGUGAACACACGUUGGUUGGACAGGAAUAGAACUAUUCUGUAAGAAAACAUUAAACUGGAUCAAAUACUGAUGUGGGCAACUUGAAUAAGAUCCUAACUGCAGUCUUUAUGGCUUUAAAAAGAUUCAGUGGUGUACAGAAAGGAAGCAAAUGUUGAACAUACCAGCAUAAAUAGUAAAAAGUCAAAAACUGAUGAGCUUUGGUUCACAGAUGUACAGAGUGCAUGAUCUACAUGUCUUAAGUUUAAGUUCUUAAAUGGCUCAUGAGAUGAUCUAGAACUUUUAUUUUUGUACAUGUGCAAAACAUAUAUUUUUGUAUGAAACCUUGAAUAAACCCUUUUGUUGUAUAAAUGA